Messenger RNA from Symbiodinium necroappetens, 999 nucleotides. The record is from the annotation of a GenBank genome assembly. Lineage: Eukaryota; Dinophyceae; Suessiales; Symbiodiniaceae.
AUGGCCUGUCUGCCGGACUUCUGCGAGGCCCUUCAGACACGUGCGGCCGAGUUGCGGCGGAAAGUACGUGACGAGCAAAAGAAACAGGAGGUGGCCCACCGCAAAGUCUCCUUGGUGGAGGACGAGGUGGCCCGACUUCGAGCAGAGGCUUUGGAGCUGCAGCUAGCUGCCGACAAGCAGCGACAGGAGCGGAAGGCUCAGCGCGAGGCCAAAGUGGAUGUGGCAUCCUUGAAGAAGGAGGUAAACCGCCGGCACAAUCAGGUGCUUAUCCUGACUGAGGAAUUGGCGCGUAUGCAGGCUGACGUUCGCAGUCUUGUAAGCGAAGCGGUGCGACAGGCUGAGAAGGCCGCUUUGGCAAGAGAAGCAGAGGUCGAACAGCAGUGGUCCACGCGCGAGGAAGUAGAGCAAGACAAAUUCAGGAAGGCUGAGCAAACAACGCUGAGCCUGGAGCAGGAUUCCGCAUGUCUUGAGCACGAGAUGCGCGCACUGCCGCGUCGAGCCGCCGCGGUGCAGCUCUUUGCCGUGUUAGAUCAACUUCGGCACGUCCGACAGGUCGCCGAGCGCAUGCAGACUUUCCGGCGUGAAGAGGCGUGCCUACUGGAGCUUCGAAGCAGGAGACUCUGCGAGAAAGACGAGAAACUCACACAGCUGGACGAGGAGGCAGCCGAGCAGCGCUGCAAGGCUGCUGAGCACCGGGCUGCCUUCGAGGAGGAAGCCAGGCGAGAAGAGCAGGAGCUCAUCGAGCGCCUGGAGAGGAAUCGAAAGCGCGCGGAGCGAGCUGAGCGUGAAGCUGCGAGACAUCUCAAGGAGUCACGAGAUGCUUCAUCCGGGCCGAAGCCAAAGGAGGGUCGAGACAUCUCUGCACCCACACUUCCUCCUGUGGCUCCCAGCGAUCUGUCCGCAAAGCGGAGUUCGUACUGGCGGGAGCCCUCAAGGCCUUGGACCAUGAGCGGAGUGGCCGCCUUUCUCGGGCUUCUGCGGCCGGCUGAUAUCCCAUGA